Molecule: messenger RNA, 6273 nt
Organism: Physeter macrocephalus (sperm whale)
Lineage: Eukaryota; Metazoa; Chordata; Mammalia; Artiodactyla; Physeteridae
Gene: LRRC10
Product: leucine rich repeat containing 10
Exons: 1
Coding region: 5268-6107 (279 amino acids)
Molecular function (GO): protein binding
Source: RefSeq, a predicted model, not a curated record
CAUAAACCAUAAUAAGAUAGUAAAAGUCAGAAUUAAUCAUAAAUCUAAAUUAUAGAUUAUAGUAAUAUGAAAUCUUUUCUUUUUUCCUUUUAAGUACAUAACAGGACCAGGCUAACAAAAUGCUACCUAGUAGGAGUCCUGUUUUGAUAGAUUGCUUUCAUUUCAUUUCAAUAAACGUUUAUUAGUAACUGAUGGAAAUAGUUCUUACCCAUUAAUGCUUAAUUGACAUACCAUUUUCCCCGAGUAAGUAGUAUUGUCAUCUGCUGAUACAGCUGUCACACUGAAUGUUCCUGGAUUCUUUUGAAGGCCUUAAGAUUAUAAUCCUUCCAUUCAGUCUUUUAACAUUACACAAUUGUUUAGGAAACUAGCCAUGCUCCAGCUCUGGGAAAUCCACAUAUAUUCCAUAUUAAUUAAGUCUGCUUUAAUAAACUGCUCGCAAUAGUCCUGUAGAUAUAGGAAGAAAAAUUAACUGUGCAGGGUCAGACAGCCACGGGAGGGUCGGAGUAAAACUACAGGCUAGUUUUGAUGGGUAUCUGUGAUUCUUUUUGGCUGUCAGUAUACAACUCACCUUCCUGUGUUUGGGGAAUUUCUCACUUUAGGAAUCUUGGUGGUGGAAAAAGUCCACCCCCCCCCACCACAGAAUCCAAAACCUCAACCUUAGCCUCCCUUAGGUUAGGGUGAGCAUGUGGCCAGUGAGAUCUCUCCAUCAGAUUCAACUGCCAGUGAUGCAAAGAAGCAGGGCCUGUGAAAAAUCCCUUUGGGGGGGUCAGGGGAAACGUGGCUACAUCCAGGUUUAGGGGCAGCGUUCAGCACCAGGGAGUCAAAGGGAGAAGCAGAGGGGCUGAGCCCAGGGGUGCCAGUUCUGCACUGAGUGAGGACAUGAUCCUGGCCGCAGCAUCCAAGCCAGGUUCCUCAGGGCACCCAGGGAAUCUGUUGAGCAUCCUAACACCUUGUCAUAAAUUCCUGUUCACUGAAUCAUCCAAAGAUGUUUUUUUUUUUUAUUGCAUUGCAAUUAAGAAUCCUAAUACUAGAACUGAACCUGGAAGCAUCCGAAGACCCAACAUCACUUAGUUCGAGACAAAAUUUUUGGGCAGACACCUCAGUGGAGGAUUCUGGAGUCAAAACCAACAGGUGCACAUGGUCAGACAGGAGUCUAGGUUUGGUUUCAGGCCUGAGGAGGAUGAGCUUGCUUCUGGAUCACCCUUCUUGAAGGCCCAGGACUCUGGCAGUGGACACCCUUCUCAGCAUCCGGCACCAUGGUCUCCAUGAAUUCUAACAAAGGAAAAGCCAGCUGUACCUCAAAGCUAAUUACUGGCACACAAUUCACUUUAUGUUUUCUGUUUUCAAGAGUUUUCUGGAUGUCUCUUGCAACAUGGAUUGUCUUUUCAUUGGGAUGUGUACAUCUGUGCACGAGAGUGUGUUCUCCUUUUGAUAUAGGCUGUUCUUCCAGGGGCCACUUUGCUAAUUUUAUACCAGCUUAUCAUGGGGGCUGAAUCCAGUAGAGUGUAGUGAAGAUCAGCCAUAUUCUUCCUACCUCUUCUCUCACACACACUCCUUGCGCAUUCCUACCCCAAGCCCCGGAGAGCAGCUUGGGCAGAUCCUACAGCUUUCUUGACACUUUCAGAUAUUUAAACAUUUAGUCAAGUCUACCUCAACAUUUUAACAUCUCAUCCAAUUUCAAACUUCUUUCUGCCCAGCUGAGGCCUGGCCUGUGGCUUGAGGACCGACAAACAGAAAGGAGUUGGCACUAGAGGUGGGAGACACACAGCCUUUUCUUUUACUCCCUAGGCUCCACCUCCUCCUCUCCUCCCCCACCCCUUCCCCUAGAUCCUCUGGGGGUUGGGUCCAGCAGGAGAGAGAGGUGAUUUCCUUCACUCCAGAUGCAGUUUUAGUUCUCCUUUGGUGGAGACUUGCUUUCUGUCACGGCAGAUAUUCAAAUGCUGGCUGGUUCCUGGAGGUUCUUUCGGGACCCUCCACCCUCCCCUGGCACAGCAAUGCACCCUCCUGCCAGCGGCUCACAGAACUCUGGGAAACACUUAGGUUUACCAGCUUGUAAAAGAAUAUGAUAAAGGAUAUAGAUGAAUAAUCAGAUGAAAGGAAACAUUGGGCGAGGUCUGGAAAGGUCCUGAGCACAGGAUCCUCUGUCCCCGUGGCGUUGGGGUAUGGUAUCCUCCCAGUGUGGAUGUGUUCACCCACUUGGAAGCUCCCGGAGCCCCCUAGUACUGGGAUUUUAUGAGACUUCCCUCACGUAGGCAAGAACCAUCAUUAACUCUAUUUCCAGCCCCUCUGCCUUCUCUGGAGGAUGGCAGAGUGGGAAUGAACAUUCCAAGCUUCUAAUCAUGACUCGGUCUUUCCGGUGACCAGCCCCUAUCCAGUAGCCACCCGGGAGCCCACCCAGAGUUCCUCAUUAGAACACAUGUGCUACUAGUGUUCUUAUCACUUAGGAAUUUACAAGGGUUUUAGGAGACCUGUGUCUGGAUGGGUUCAAAGACCAAAUAUUAGAACAAGAGAUGCUCCUAGUGGUCUUAUCACACAGGAAAUCACAAGGGUUUUAGGAGCUCUGUACCAGGAAACAGGGGUAGAAACCAAUAUAUAUAUUUUCUAUUAUCUCACAAGUGCGUACAUUUUAGGGUUGUAAGAAUUAAGUGAGCUAAUAAUACUGUAAGCAGCACACAAGUGUUAGAGUUAACUCUCUGAAAAUACUGCAGUAAAAUUAGUUAAGAAUUUCUUCUGCUCUCUCCAGUUUUUGUUUCUUGAUUUCUUUUACUCUGCUUAUUUCAAUCUCCAUCUCUCACCUAGAAGGCUUGUCUCACGUGUGGUUAUCCUUAGCUACCUGCUUAUAUUUAGGGGCUGGCAUUAAAGUGCUGAGUGGAAGUGUGUGUGAGGAUAGUUUGUCAACUGGUGUGACCUAACUCCACUCUGAUAGAACUGUAUACUCUGUGAGAUCAGGAUCCUAUCUAUCUUGUUAGCCACCAGAUUCCCUGCAUCUAGAACACAAUAGGUGCUCAAUAAAUAUUUGAUGUUAUUCUUAAACCUCUCUAAGCCUCAGUUUUCUCAUCUGGAAAUUGAGGAUAAAAAAUAUUUACCUGGCAGGAGUUGUGAGAAGAGAUAGUAUAUGUAAAGCACCAGUUCAGUGCUCAGCACUGUUGUAAAUAAUAAUGGUAGCAAUCAUUAUUAUUGUUAUCAUUUCUAGGGACAUCAGGGCAGCAGCUUCAUGACCAUUUGUGGUCACCACUGACCAUGCUAAAUAUAGAGCCAAAGCACAGUACCUGUUGAGAGGCUAGUUAUUACAGGACAAAUCAGCAAAGCAAGGAGAGGGCUUAAGAUAAUAGCCCUUGACAUUCAAUGUUUAGAAAGUCCAAGGACACUGGCUUUCGUCAUGACUGAGAAGGUGGGUAGUGAUGCUGCAUUGCCAAAUAGCUCUGUAGAAUGGCCAUUCACAUGGAAUGCUCCUGUAUUGCUCUGUUCAGUCUAUUAUAAGCAAUUUAGCAGUAAAGGCACUGGAGAAGGUUAAAUGGUGUACCAAGCCUUCCCCCCAAACCUGGCACUCUAUCCAGACAGCAGGCAGGCUGCUAGAAAUGUAAACAACCCAUUUCUUCUGGAAAUGGAAACAAUCCGUUUCUUUUGGAAUAGAGUUUUUGAAAGUAAUACAUGUAUAUAGUUAAAAAAAAAAAAAUCAAACAAUACAAGAGGGUGUAAAUGGAAGAGUCAGCAUUCCUAUCACCCCCAAACCUUCAGGCAGAUUCCCCAGAGAUAAUCACUGUUUUGUCUUACAGAUACUUUUAGGUAUAUGCAAGAAUAUAUGCAUAUUUUUUCCCAGAUGGGAUGGUAAAAAACAGUUCUGAAACUUGUUUUUUUGCCCUUUAUUUAUCCUGAAUAUCUUUGCACAUCAGUAUAUAAAGAUUUAUCUCAUUUUUAACAACUGCUCUGUUCAUUAAGAAAAGGUAAGAGAUAAGCCCCCAGAUCUCCACGGCUUAACACAAUUGAAGUUUCUCAUUUACCUAAAUCCAAUUGGUGGUAGCGAGUGUGUGGGGGAGGGGAGGUGUUCUGACCCUAGCACUUAUUCAGAGAUCAAGGAUACCCAGGACUUCAACAUAUGACUUCCACAUCCUUGGUGGCUUCUAAGGUCACCCUGGGUAUUAGAUGGGGAAAGAGUGUGGAGGAAGGUGAGGUUUUAAAUGAACCAGGCCUAGAAAUGUUUUAUACCACUUCUGCUCACUUCCAUUGGCCAAAUUAGCCUGACUGCCCUAGACUAGUACUAGGAAAUGUCCCAGAUGGACAGCUUCUUCCCACAGUAACUCAGCUCUAUGGAAGGAAGCUCAAACCUUUGAGGGGCAGUGAGCCACAUCCCACACAGACACAUUGUAGGAAUACACCCUCAUUUAUUUAAGCUUUAGAAGGCUGGUUUUCCUCUUCUCUAGAUUCUUCUGUUUUUCUACUUGUCUUUUGUCAAAGGCAAAUUUUUUUAAGUGUAGAAAACUACUAACUGGUAAGAAUGUAGAAAUAAGAAAAUGGACACUUGUGGAGCGUAUACACUCGUUCACAUCUGGUGGGGUUAGGAGGGAGACACGACCAACGAAAAGCCUUUAAAGGAUGCAUAUCUUUGACCCAGUAACACUUCCAAGGACAUUUCCAAAAGAAAUUAGUGGGUAACUGCUUGCACUAUGUACAAGGAUAUUUAUAAUAGCGACACAUUGUAAGCAACCUACAUGCCCAACAACAGAGACCUGUUUACAGUGCAUCCAUAUAAUGGAAUGCUUUGCAGGUGUUUAAAAUAAUUGCAUGGAUACCUGCAAACAUUAAAAUACGUCCAUAUGUUCUGAUAAAAAACAAGACUCCUAAACAGUGUAUUUUUUUUUUAAACAAAUUGAUUACGUGUAGCAAAAGGCUGGAGGACAUCUGUUAAAUAAAACGUUUACAGUGUUUAUCCCUGGUGGGUGUGACUAUGGUUGUUCUCACUUUCUUCUUUUCCACCUUUUGUAAUGUCUCAAGUUUUAUCAUUAGAAAAAAGUGAAGCUAUUUUCCGUUUGAAACAAACAAACAAAAAAAUGUAGAUAAAGAGGACUGGGGCUUAGGCGACUGAAAGCAAGUAUGUGAGACCCAGCCUCCAGGACCCUGCCUGUCACCCAACACUCAAGUCGCUAUCAGGAGCACUUCUCUCUGUUGCAGUGACUGGCUUCUGUCACGCAAUCCCCAGGUUAUAAUGAGGGGAGGACAGGCCUCAGGGCAGAGGCAGCAGUCCCAGGGUCGGCAGGCUGCGGCUUGCCAUGGGGAACACCAUCAGGGCCUUCGCGGCCUUCGUCCCAGCUGACCGCUGCCAGAACUACAUGGUCAGAGACCUCCGGGAGAUGCCGCUGGACAAGACGGUGGAUCUGAGCGGGAACUUGCUCCGCCGCUUCCCCGUGCACGUGUGCUCCUUCCAGCAGCUGGCCAAGCUCUACCUGAGUGACAAUCGCCUCAACAGCUUGCCUCCGGAGCUGGGGCAGCUGCAAAAUCUGCAGAUCCUGGCCCUGGAUUUCAACAACUUCAAGGCUCUGCCCCAGGUAGUAUGUACCUUGAAACAGCUCUGCAUCCUCUACCUGGGCAACAACAAACUCUGCGACCUCCCCGGUGAGCUGAGCCUGCUCCAGAAUCUCCAGACCCUGUGGGUCGAGGCCAAUUACCUCACCCAGCUGCCAGCUGUGGUGUGUGAGCUGAGUCUCCUUAAGACUCUGCAUGCUGGCUCCAACGCCCUGCGUCUGCUGCCAGGCCAGCUCCGGCGCCUCCGGGAGCUGAGGACCAUCUGGCUCUCAGGCAACCUGCUGACAGACUUCCCCCCUGUGCUGCUUCACAUGCCUUCCCUGGAGGUGAUCGAUGUGGACUGGAACAGCAUCCGAUACUUCCCCAGCCUGGCCCACCUGUCAAACCUGAAGCUGGUCAUCUAUGACCACAAUCCUUGCAGGAAUGCACCCAAGGUGGCCAAAGGGGUGCGUCGCGUGGGAAGAUGGGCGGAGGAGACCCCAGAGCCUGACCCCAGAAAAGCCAGGCGCUACGCACUGGCCAGGCAGGAAAGCCAGGAGGCACAAGUGCCUGCCCUGCCUCCUCCACUUCCGCCUACCAACUCCUGAGAAGUUUCAGGUGUAGGUCAAUGCCAAGGACCCAACUACAGCAUCUUCUGGAGACCUCUCCAUUAGAAUGCAAAGGACUGCUCUGGGACAGGUGGGGCAGCUCUGCCACUGGAAAAUGGAAUAGAGUCAGAUGAAAUGCCUACCUCACACCAAGAAAAUACUCAAG